Messenger RNA from Thunnus maccoyii (southern bluefin tuna), 2074 nucleotides. Its product is annotated as tubulin epsilon and delta complex protein 2. The transcript has 11 exons. Bases 125 to 1519 code for a protein of 464 amino acids. The record is from RefSeq and is a predicted model, not a curated record. NCBI's taxonomy places the organism in Eukaryota, Metazoa, Chordata, Actinopteri, Scombriformes, Scombridae.
ACACUUCUCGCGAGAAGUGAGAACUGAUGUAGAGAUGGAGCCACAAAGUUUUUCUUUGUGGUUUAGAUUGAUUAAAACAAAAACCUUACGGUAUUUAUUUGCUCACAAAUGUUAGACAAGUAUCAUGACUGUGACCACCCUCUUGAACAUAUACACAUUGCUUAACGACACAAGCAUGUCACUGCUCACCACGGUCGAGAAAGCUAUCAAGUCAUGCAAAGCUGAACAAGGCAAGAUUAAUGACUGCAUUCAACUCUACAGAGAAAUACUACACGCCCUAACAUCACAACCUCAGACACCCACUGACGAGUCAGAAUCAACAGAUGAUGCUGCUACAGAUACAGAUACCUCACCAGGGGAGAAAGAAGAUAUAGAAUUGCUUGAGCGAGCACUGGAGAAAGCCCUUUGGGUUCGCACUGGCACAGGGCCUUUGAAAAAAGGUGCUGACAGAAAUCAACAAUCUGUACCUGGAAAGGAACCAGCUACUACAAUUGCCACAUCCAAAGAAGCAUUUAUAGGAAAUCAGACAAACAAUAGAUCAACUUCUAAAUCUGCCAGUCUUGACAGAAAGGAGCACAGAAAGCCUGUAACAUCUGUAUCCUCCAUGGUGGGCUCAAGACCUUCAGCUAGCUACAAUCGUGGAAAGUGCAAUACCACAAUAAAUAGAAACUUAAUCCGGAGCCGUUCUGUCUCAUCAUCGGGGACUGUUCAUCGCCAGACUGCAAGGAAAUCGCAGCAGGCUGUCUCGGCAUCUGGCAGUCUUGAUCAUGAUGACACAGGAGCUCACAGAUUACCUCAACAGAAUGGGAUACCUUUUGAGCAGGCAACAAAAUGGAAGUCUCUGAGGAUCAAGCAAAACAGGUUGUGGGACAAAGUAAUUGCUGUGCAAAGGAAACCUGUGCCUGGGAGGAGUCACUUCAUGGAGAGAAUGAGUGCUACGUUCCCCAAGGAUUGGCCGUGUGGUAGCCCAGAUCAGACCAGGGUUUUGGUCGACAGGUUGACUCACCAGGGGCAUAACCUCAUCGAGCACUACCAGACACAGGAGCUUCUGGAAAAACAGACCAUAGAAGGCGUCACAGAGCUGGGUAGUAAAGCAAACAAGAGUGAUUCCUAUCUGACACCUGAAAAGUUUCAGAUGACAGCAGCAGAGCUCCAGAACUUCACAGACCAAAUGAAACAAGAGUGGGAAGCAUGGGAUCGAUGGAGGCCAGAGGGAGGUUGUCUUUGCCCCGUUGGGGCAAAUGGCGAGUGGGGAGAUGGGAUAAUUGCACCCCUGCCCCUGACUGUAACCUACACAACAGAGGCAGAGCUCAGAGAGCUGGAGAAGCUGAGGUUUAGGGUGGCACUGCUGCAACAGGAGAUUUACCUCGAACAGGCUCUGUCGGACACUCUGUCCCCACAGCUUUCAUCUGUUGUACCUGGAUGUCCAGACCACAGUGUGCUGAGAGACAUGUACUCCCUGCUGGGUGAAGGUGGGGAGCGUUUCCCUGCCAUAGUCCUGGACUCUGAGCCUGACUGACUACUGAGCAUAUUAGACUGUAUUACCAAUUUAUAUGGUACUCUUGUACAAUCUAAUGCAAUCCCUGUUUGUCCAUCCCAUUCAUGCAUGAGAGGGACAACAUAUUAGAAACAACUCUCAUUAUAGUGCAAUCCCGUGCAACACCGUGUGAAUGAUAGCCUUUCUGACAAGCUCAAUAAAACAUGAACAUUAUAAACUUCACAAAAAUGGGAUUAUCGCAGGACCAAGAGUAACAGGUGUACCUAAUAAGCCCAAGUAAACCCAGUAAUAUUCAUUCAUUUUUGAAAUUAUUUAGAAGAAUGUUGUUUUGUGUGCUGUGACUGUAUUUAAUCUGUCUGAUGCCAUGUAAUAAUGUGCAUGAUGGAAAAAAACAAGAAUGAGAUUGUCCUUCUUUAAUGUUGUUUCUGAUUUUGAAUUACACUGGUUACAAAAUGUUGACAUAAAUCUGUACAAUAUCACAAAUACUACAUGAUAUCAGCAUGUGGCCAAAUAGAUUUUACAGUCUGAAUGUUUGUAAUUCCUGUUGGUCUUCUUAUAAAUAUUUUACUUUGAACA